Messenger RNA from Malus domestica (apple), 924 nucleotides. RefSeq lists its product as uncharacterized. The record is from RefSeq and is a predicted model, not a curated record. NCBI's taxonomy places the organism in Eukaryota, Viridiplantae, Streptophyta, Magnoliopsida, Rosales, Rosaceae.
UUGCUUACUCAAGCAACCAAACAGACCCAAUAGUUUCUAAAUCGAUCGCUGGCGUUGCACUUCCUCUUCUUCCUCGAUGCUUUUCUUCCUCUCUGAUUUCAACGAUGAAGGCCACCGAGAAUAAAGCAGCUGGGAUACUGCACCACAUCCUCCCUCCGCGUCUCGAAGACGCCGGCCUCGAAGACUGCGCCCUCCCGUUAGACUCCAUCAAGGAAGCCUUCCUCAAAGCAGCAACGGCCGUCAAGUCGCCCGCCACCUCGAUCUUUACCUCCGACGAAGACGAAGAAUCGUUCGAAGAUUGCGUCAAUGACACCUGGCCGGACAUGAGGGAUCACACCGGCGAGCUGGUCGGAGCCGAGCCGGAGACUCGGUCGGCGGGAUCGUGCGGCGGAGACAAGGGCGGGUCGGUGGAGGUCGGCGGAGAUGAAGUGAUGGUCGGCGGCGAGAAGGAGAAAGGGGAUAAGGUGAUCGUGGGAGGUGAGGACGUGAGAGGUGGUGGGGAGAGGGAUUGUGUGGAUGGAUUGGCGGGAUUAGAGAUCGGAGAGAAGAAGAAGGGUGAGGAGGAGGAAGAGACAGAUGGCGGAGGACCAAUUUUGGUAGGAGGUUAUGUUUGAAUUUGAAAUCCUAAUUUUGAUCUUUUGGGAAUUUGUUUAACUUGGUGUUUGUUGUCUACUGUAUAGUGUUGUGAACUCUGACAUUUGACAAUAUUUGCAUUGAACAUUUUGCAAAUUUGACUUUGGAUUUGUCUAAAUUGAUAGAUUUUGAUUGGAAUCACUUUGUUAAUCCUAGAUUAAGGGAUUAGUGGUUGUGAUAAAAAUGUCUAGUUUGUGAUAUGUGAGUUGCAAUCUUGAUUGACAUUUGCCCCUGUGACUAAAUUCGAGUUCGACAUUGCUAUCUGAAACUGAAAAUUCGUCACUUUACCCC